Seriola dumerili (greater amberjack) is the source of this 2328-nucleotide messenger RNA. RefSeq lists its product as uncharacterized. The transcript has 5 exons. Gene Ontology annotation, cellular component: postsynaptic density. The coding region runs from base 1 to 2328 and encodes 775 amino acids. The record is from RefSeq and is a predicted model, not a curated record. NCBI's taxonomy places the organism in Eukaryota, Metazoa, Chordata, Actinopteri, Carangiformes, Carangidae. Gene Ontology annotation, biological process: inhibitory postsynaptic potential.
AUGGUGAGCAAAGAGCCCAACCACUUGCUCACAGGCCAAACCAACGGCAAGAGCACUUUGGCGGACAAGUUGCCCGGGACAAUGACUGUGCGCUCUGUUCUGCUCAAUCGAGACUCCCCAGAUAUUGAGAGCCGCCUCAAGCGGCGCCGCAACCGUACCCACCAGGUCCGCUUUAAAGACCUGGAGGAUGGCAGCAGCAGCAGCGGCAACAGUGGAACAGGAGAAAACAAUAGCCAUCAGAGGCCUGCCACAGACUGUGACAGCCCACAUCCUCUUCGUAAACACAGCAGCAGAUCCCCCCAGCCAUGGACCGACAGGGAUGGGCCACGGACCGACAGUCUACCUGGCCAAACCUCUGUGGUGGGGGCCGUUCGUGGAGACAUGGCAAGUACUAUAGAAGUGGUGGCUGCUUUCUUAGCCAGGGCCCCCCCCCAUCCAUUGACGCCGGGUCCUACACGUCGAUGCUGGGCUCCACCCCAAACUAACUCCCUAACCUUGCCAAUGACACGCAGGCCCAAUACAAGCACCAGCACAGCCAUCCAGACCUCCCCAUGCUUGAAAAAGCCCCAGUCCCUUUCUUCCACCCACACACGUAGCCACAGCCUUGGGGACUCAGUAGGCGUGGAUGGGGAUGACGAACAUGACUCUCAAGAUGAAUAUCUUACGCACAACCAUGUGUUGCUGCCUGGGUCCAAGGACCAGAACGGUCCUCCUGGUCCCGGGGAUCGAACUGUGGUGGAACGGAGCCAAGCCAGCUUGCACCACCCCACCUCCGCCCAUAGCAUUGCCCAUUCCUUGCUCCACUUCUGCACCUACUGUUACCCAACACCCUAUACCCUAUUAUACUGUUGUGUCACCACCAACAACCCCCAGCACAGCUGUUGUCUGUGCCACUCCUUCCUCAACUGCACCAUCAUGUCCCACUCAAAACUGCACCUCUCCAAUCUCAAACACAACAUCAUCCACUCCCUUAACCUGUUCCACCCCUACCCCAACUACAACCCUCAAUCUGGUCCCCAUGCCCCUCACCCGAAUUCUACUUCACCUUCUUAUGCGACUCUAAUACAAACUGUAUCUCAUUGCAACAUCCCAUGUCAAGCGCUUCAAAAUACUUCCUCUGCCAACACAGGCAUAACCCCCUACUCCUCCCCCGUCCCAAACCUAAAAUCUUGCACUUCUCCGCCUCCACUUGUGAAAACUUAUGCGUCCACUCUUCCAAAUGUGCAACCGUGUGCAACACCAACUAAAACUGUUCCUCUGUACUCUUCCACAUUUCGUGCUGCGCCACCAUACACCCCCCCCUCUCAGGCCUCCUACAAUGCUCAGGAUAAGAGGGGCAUUCGACUUCCACCUCCUCCCCCACCACCUCCGCCCUACACGCCUCGUAAAAAGGGAAAUGAUCCACCAGGUCCUGCGAUCCGAACACCCAUGCUCAGGGCAGACAGCAAGGCCAGCGAGAAAGAUAAAGACAGAGAGAAGGAGAAAAAGGAAGGUAUAAAAUGUACAGACUCACCCAAGCUCUGUGAGAGAGCCAGCUCUCUGAAGCACAGAGCUCAAACCCCGCCAGUUGCUGUGAUGAAGGGAGAGAAGCAGUCCUCCUCAUCCUCUCCUGCCAAGGCCUGUUUUAAGCCCAGCUGUCUCAGCUCAGCUCAGGCUCAGCUUGGGGCACUACACAAAAUGCUCUGCUCAGGAGCCAACGCCAGGCCCAACACACCCAACAGCCAACACCCUCUUCCUCCAAACCAGCAGGGUUGCUCUGGAGCCAGGGGCUGCUCUGCUCCUGGGGAGCGGUCUACAGCUGGGCCCCUGACUGCCACCCAAGCUGACACACUAAGACAGGUCCAGGAAAUCCUGGGGGGGUUAGUGUCUGGGGCAAGGUGUAAAUUGGACCCGUCCAGAGUGACAGAAAAGCUCCUGAGUCCCAAUGGACCCCUGCAUGAUAUUCGUAGCCUGCAGAACCAGCUCCACAGCUUGGAGGGGGUCCUGGAGACCAGCCAGAACACCAUUAAGGUCCUGCUGGAUGUCAUUCAAGACCUUGAGAAGAAGGAAGCUGAGAGAGACGGAAGACAUUCCUACAGGACCGGACAGGACAUUGAGAACUGUGGGACCUGCAGGGACUGUGCCUGCAUCAUCUACAGUGUGGAGCAUGACUUUCGUCUGCAGGAAGGGCAGGUGGUACGCACAUGGAAGGUGGGCGACCCUCCGGAGGGCUCACCGCAGCCCUCCACUCCCCAGGCCACCACACCCCACCAACAAGACUCCCCUCAAGCGGUGCGGCCGCCUGCCACCAACAAGAAGAACAGGAAGAAAUGCUUCUGGUUCCUCUGA